AUGUCCUCCGCAUCCAAAAUCUCCCUCGCCGCAACAUCCCUCUUCACAGCCGGCGUCAUCGUCUUCGUCCACUUCCAGCAAAAAGCCGACCAAGCCGCCAUGCACGCCGGCGUCGUCCGCGACAUGGAGCAGCAGCGUGUCAAGCGAGAGCGCCAACUUGACUUUGACAUGCAGCGCGCCCUCGAGGAGGAGUACAAGCGCGAGCAAAACGUCCACAGCUCACUAGAACCGCUGGACAAGGCCUCUUCAACUACGCCCACGAGGUAA
Messenger RNA from Trichoderma reesei QM6a, 267 nucleotides. RefSeq lists its product as uncharacterized. Lineage: Eukaryota; Fungi; Ascomycota; Sordariomycetes; Hypocreales; Hypocreaceae. Bases 1 to 267 code for a protein of 88 amino acids. The record is from RefSeq and is a predicted model, not a curated record. Gene Ontology annotation, cellular component: mitochondrion. Gene Ontology annotation, biological process: mitochondrial respiratory chain complex IV assembly. The transcript has 2 exons.